CAAGAGACAAAACUUUGGCUUCGCCACUGGGAGCAAUAUAUCAAAAAAGAUUCUUUGCAAUGAAGGCGCACUGGCUCCUACCAAUCGUAGAUAUUUUCAUUUUUGUACCUAACAAUCGACCGGCAAGCUUAUGAUUAUGAUGACAACAUGAUUUGGGACUAAAAAAGAUAUAUUGAUUGAUCUUAAGUAUGUUUGUUCUUCAAUUACAGGAGAAUGCUAUGAGAUACUGAAGAUGUAGUAUUGAAGCCUCUGAGGGAUGACUAUUUUUCCAGUGUUUUUAUUUUAUAUUUUACUACAGCAAAUGUCAAGUGCCGUGUGGGAGCAGACAAAAAGUUGGCUUAAAUAUAAUAAUUCUUGUACAAUAUUUCAUCAUAUGUAAAUGUAUAAGAAACUUGCUGUUGUUUGGAGCAACAUAUCUCGUAUCAAUAAACAUUUUAUUAUUGUCACUGUUACUAUCUAAAUGUCAUUAAACAAUUAGGCUUGCAAUUUAAAGAACACAGUAGGGAGAAGAAAGCCGCUUGUGUGCUUUCGUGCAUGAUAAAACCCCCGUGCAUAAGGCCGGAUUUGCAAAAGCGACUAUUCGUAAGUAAAAUGCAAGUUUGAGCAGUUAAAUCGCCCACCAAACCUUGCCCGAAGUUUAGAAGUUUGAAGUCCAACAUUUGGAACGAGGUUUUGGGACGAUGAUGAGUUUAUGGCUGGUACAGAGGCUUAUUUUGGAGACCAAACAGACGACUUUUAUUUCAAAAGCACUAUCUGCUUAAAAUAAAAAGUCGGCCUCAUGCAUGGACGUACAUUUAAGUAAAUCACGUAUUUUGUAUUCGUUUAUUGGUAAAUGUCUCUGCUACUGGCUGUAAUAUAAUGAAAACAGUAUGCCACAUUUUACUGAAAUGUAUCAUCAACAUUAUAAUACUGCAUGCUCCUGAUGUCAAUUUUCACUAGACUUUUAUCAAUAUAAGAGUCAUCCACAUUUAUAAACAGAGAUGUAGCAAGGCUAUAGCUUAAUUUUUGUUGUGAUAAAAAAAGGACAUAUGCAGUAUCAUAAAUUCGUGUAAUAUAGUCAAUUGUCAGGUAAUUAAGCUGUGUUUUAAUUGUUGCUUGCUCUAUAAUCUUUUAUAUAUUUAUAUAGCAUAACCAGUAAUACACGAAGAAUCUUGCAAAAAUGUUUUAUGCCAAAAGCUAACCUGUUUUUCAUGAUUUACGUCAGGUAUAAAAAUGUAAUAUAUGAAUUUCAUCUGCACAUUUUAUAUUAUUUUGUCAAUAUAUAUGCAGUCUAAUAUCAUUCAAUGCAUUAAUGCAGUUCAGGUGUAGGCAAAUCACGUAAACAGGUCACGUUUUGUUAUUGUGACCAGAGUUCAGGUUGUGUUCUUUCUUUUGAAAAUUUAAUAAGAUUGUUGUGUGUGAUACUGUACACCGAAUCACACAAAUUACUGUAUAAACAUCCGAUUAAUCUAGCGCAAGUAAAUCUUACUCAAUGUGCUAUAUAAUUUAUCUUACGAUUGUCAUACUUAAAAAAUGUAGCUGAAUUUGUGCUUUUAUAAAGUGAAUUCAGAUCUUUGUCUGAAUUUCAUUUGAUCUCUUUAUUAUGCAUCAAAAUCUUUAACUUUCAACUUGGGUGAUUCCAGUAGAACCCUUAAGAUAUGUUGUCUGCUUUUUAAAUUUGUCUGUUGACGUCUUGUCGGUGAUGUACAGGCUUCAUAACCUCUUAUCUCAUUUCAAAAUUCCAUUUAAUUAGUUCUGUCUAUUGCUUUCUCGUUAAGGGCACACACAUCAUUUUAGUAGGGGACAAUAUACGCCGCUUUUCAUGGAAUGACACUUCUUUGUCACAUUGAAGGCUCCAUGAUAACCGCCGUAUGAACACAUCUGCGGAUGUUUCUAAAUUCAAAAUUUCCCCAUUUUCGUGUUGAAACGUUGUAUUCUUCUUAAGCCUGUGCUAGGGUGGUGGACGGUAACUUGCACUUUCCAAUACCGUCCAUGAAAAGGCUCAAUUAAAUCGACCCUGAAACAUUUUCUAUUGAGCCGUGUUGGGCUUCUUUCUGUAUUUCUGUAUUUUACUUAUUCUUGAUUGGUAGGGUUUGAGAGCUUGUAAUGUUUUGGGGAUGUGAGAAAUUAGGUCUAAUGAGGUCGAAAGGCAUAUAUUUGUAUACAUAUUAUAGUUUUACUCCCAGAGAGCAAUUUUGAUGUAAAUGUUACCUUGUUUCACGAAAUGUUUGUUUGAAUGGAGGUUAUCAGUGGAGUGAAGCCAUACUUUUUUAAACUUUAAGUUAACCGGAAUGAAAAUAAUUCUCAGGGAUUUUCAUAUAAACUUAUGAGGUAAUUAGAUUAUGAAGUAAAUUAAGACUUAACUAUUUGCAGUGGCAGCCAAAAGUACACAGAGUCAAGUUUAAUUGAAGCUAUCAGAGCGCAAGAAUUGAUGAAUGCUGACAUGGGUGGAACAGAAAUUCUCCAGCCUUUAGAACAUGUCUUUAAUAAAAAUCCUAUACCUUCACAUCCACGACGGGUUUUUGUUCUAACAGAUGGGCAAGUAGACAACACAGAUGCAGUAAUCGGAUUGGUCAGAAAAGAAUCCAUAAACACAAGUACAAGAGUAUUCACUCUUGGUAUAGGCCAUGGUGUAUCAACAGCCCUGAUUGAUGGUAUUGCAAGAAAUGGUGGAGGGAAGUCAGAAUUUAUAAGUGGUGAAGAUCGUAUACAGCCCAAGGUGAUAUCAUUAUUGAAGCGUGCGAUGCAGCCUGCUAUCACAGAUAUCUCACUAGAUUGGGAUCUACCUCCAGGUAUCACACCCGUGUCCAUACCUACUAAACUUCCAAAUAUCUUAUCUGCUGGUGAACGACUCACAUUAUUUGCUGUCCUACAGAAUGUUGAUAGAAAUGCAAGUUAUGCACCCAGUACAGUGACGUUGAAAGGUGUAAAAGAUGGAAAUGCUGUUUCUUAUAGUUUGACCUUCACCUUGUGUGAAGCAGACAAUAUAAAUGCAUCUGCUGCAGUUCAUCGCUUAGCAACUAAGCUGCAAAUAAAGCUUCUACAGGAUCAGGAUGCGGAAUCUGCUGCACAACUGGAUGAUAUUGGAUACUCAGCUGACUUAGAUGCUAUAGAUGUAAACAGGAAGAAGGUAGUUAGUCUGAGUUGCCAGGGUAACAUUAUAUCAAAAUAUACGUCAUUUGUUGCUAUUGAUACAGACGGUAAGAAGGUUGAAGGUACCGCAGCGAAAAGAUCUUGCCCAGUGCCUUCAUUAUCAAGUGAAUUUGUCAAGGGAAUUGAAGAGAGAAGAAGGAUGCUCUGUAAUGCUUCUUUACAAUUUCGAAUGGCAGAUUCGGUUGAAUAUGGAGAAUAUGAAUCAUGUGAAGAAUAUUCAUUUGCGAGUAGAAGGAUGCUAUGUGGUGAUGGGAUGGAAGCGGUACAGAGGAUGGCGCAUCGUUCAGAAAACAAGAAUAAGUUUAAUGCUACUGCCAUUACUUAUGAUGAACGACAGGAGAAUUGUUCAGGAAACAACAAUGGGUUUGAUGCUAUAUGUGAAGCAAAGGUUUCAACUAAUAAAUUAUUUGCUCAUGCUGAUCCUCCAGCUCUAAAAACAAAAAGUAAGAAAAAAGCCAGGUUAUUUGGAUGUGGUUUUCCAUUGCCAAAGAUAUUCUCAAAAAGGUUUAAAAGCAAGGGUGCAUCCAAGUGUUCUGAUCUUACUUCUAGACCAGAUGAAGCUAAUAAGAUAGACAAUGCAAAUCUUAAAAUAAAGUUGUAUGACGGUGAAACCAAUCGCACAGAAGAAGACAAGGGUAAUAGAAAGUCCGUGGAGGAUAAUGAUAGUGCACCUCGAGAUAACACUAGGGAAAAUAGUGCUGAAAAUGUUACUGGUUCAGGGGAAUCUACAAGUCAACAGAAAGGUGAUCAUAUGAUAUCAGUGAUUGGUUUACAACAGUUACGCGGACAGUGGAAUAUGUCGGAUCAGCUGUUACAACUACUUGAUGUAACGAAAGAAGAUGUGGUGGACAAAUUAACAUUUUCUAAGGAUUCUAGUGUUGUUUGUACAGUGUUGGUUCUUGCUUGGUUACGUAAACAGUUUUCACAAAGACAAGAAGAGUGGCAGAUGAUAGAAGCAAAAGCACUUGCCUGGAUAUCUUCUCAAAAUCCAAGCUUUACAUCAGAGGAACACAUUAAACACACAACAGAAGUGAUGUGGACCAAGUAAUAUUGUUCAUACAUGUAUAUAUAGUCAUAUGUAUAGAGAACUUAUCUCGUGUUGUAAAUUCAUAUGACACAUUUAUCAAAAUAGUACAACAAAAUGUUUUUGAGCAAUCCUUUUUUGGGUGAGCUUAAUAAUUUUUCCUCAGACAAGAUUGAGAAUAUGUCAUAUAUCACACUUAAGAAGUUUACUGCAAAAUGUGAAAACUUUCCGGCUUCGAUUAGUGAUGUGUAUCUAAUUUAAGAGACUUUUUAAAUUUCUUAUGCCUUAUAAGUAUAAUCAGAGCAAUUUCUGACUGUUUCAUUGUGCAUGAAAUGACGCACAUAUAGGAUAUGAUUUCAGACGUUCGACGGCUUCACGAACACUAAGCAAACAAAAGUAAUGCAAUUUUUGAGUCAUCAUUGCAGAAUAACUGUGAACGGUUUUAGAGAAAUAAUUAUAUUUAAAACGAGAAACAUGUCAUUUAGAACAAAACGCAACAUUAACUUUUGUAUAAAUUUUGUCAAAACAAAACAUAAAUAAAACGUACGUCAAAUAAAGUUCGGCAGAACUAUAACACCCAGUAUCUAACUGGUUAGCAUAAAAUACUUGUGCUUUUUAUCUGAUUGUUGAAAUUUUAGUUAACUUUACUUUCGUGUGAACAAUAAAUUAAGUGUUGCAUAAAACGUUUAACAUACAGGCAAUCCAUUAAGUUUUGAUAAAGUGUUAUUCCCCAAAUAAUUUCCAGCUUCAUUUUUUGAUCUUUUGAUGUAACUAAAAUGUUCUUUACUCGUAAUCAGUAAUUUUAGUGUUGUCAUUUCAUCAUUCUACAUUUACUGUAGCUGUAAAUAAAGAUAGGUAUUUCACAUGAGUAAUGAAAAGGAAUUAUUGUAACAUUUACAUACCACUUCUUGCAUUGAAUUGGUCCACUUAAAUAUAAUUAUUUAUUCUUAACAAUACAGAUUAUAUUCUUUUCUAUCAAUACAUUUUAGAAAGAGAUGGUGAAUGAACUUAUUCUAUAUAGUAUUUUGGAUGGUGCUUUGUUAUCUGGUUUAACGAAGUCAUUACCCAAAUAUUUCCAGAUCGUCGUACAAUGUACGCACCACCUCCUCGUGUAUUUAUUUAAUGUAAGGCAUAUUAUAUAGGUAAAUCUUAAUUCAUUUCAUUCUUUGCUUUAUAACCUAAUUAAUAAGAUGCAAUGUGUCACUUUUCCCAAGCUCAUUAUUUCUAUUAUAUUGUGGACUCGUCAUUUAUAUGUAUUAUUAUUAAUAUAUUGCAUAAGCACAAUUCAAAUUGUUCAUGUUACGAUACUUAUGAUAUUUGUACCAGAGAUCAAGCUUCAAAAUGGCAUCUAAUCAUUAGUUGCAAUGAUUGUGGGUAUACAUAGUUUUCUUCUUGCUUACAAAAGAGUCUAUGAAAGUGUAUGCUAGAGUUACAUGUCGACAUGUAGCAGAUUGAAGAGUUCAUAAUUGAAUACAUUGUAUAUUUUAACUUUGCGUGAUCUAAGAAUAUGAUAACAGAAACAUUUUAAGCUAAACGAAAGGGGGCUUGUUUCCAUGAAUUUGAUUUACUUUUGUAAUUUAAGGUAAUUUCAAGGAAAGAUAUACAAAAAUUUUACAAAUCUUGUUGUUACUAUUUGCUUGUGCUUUACAUUAUAUUACCUUGGUCACGUUAGAAAAUUUUAUGGUAUCUAUUCAUCAUUUGUGUUCCCUUCAUUCGUUUUAAGUAUGGAUUCAUCAUAUUAAGAGAUUUACUAAAAAGGCCAAUUUUGUAAAUGAUAUCAAUUAACUAAAAAGAGAUAUCACGCAAACUACUCAUUACCAAUGGUUGAAAUUUUGCACAAUCACCCGAGUGGAAGUCAUCAUGAAUUUUCUGUCAAAUCAAAUUCAAGAGCAGAUAAAUAAAAGAAUAAUGUAAGUGGCCAUAACUGUUUCCGCUUAAACUGUUUCUAUUGUCAUAUUGUAGGAUCAUGCAAAGUUUCAAUAAUCUUUAUAUUGUUUUUGUUUUUAUUAUUCUGCUAUAUGUGUAUAAUAACUAUAACAACUUUACAGUGUAUAAUAUGUUUAAUAGUAAGACGUUCUUUAUUGAAAUCUAUUUAAUAUAGUUAUGUAUAUUUUUGUUAAAUUCAUAAAUAUGUUUGCUUGCUUUAUGCCUCGUUUUCUUGGCUGUGUUUAAAGAAUUUUCUAUAUCUCUGUUUCAUAUCAUGCAAAUUAAUUUAGAAUAUUUUAAAGAGCAACUUUGCAUUUGGUUGUUAUUGCAUGCAAUACUUAUGACAUACUUUUGAAAUCAUUUGAAAGAGUUCUUGGUUAUCGUGAGCAAUUUGUAUAAAUAGCAACAAGAGCUAUUAUUUGCAUGCCUUCUUGAAAAUCAGGAAUUGUUUUUGAUUUUUCAAUUUUUGCUGAUAUGUAUGUUUAAGAUGCUAGGUUUAUUCAGUGGUUUGCUUUUGGAAUGGAAAGAAAGUCACUCUUUUAGAAACAAAAGCGUGAUCAAAUAUCAUUGAUUGUGUCUUUUUCCCGUUUUGCUUUUAU
This is a messenger RNA of Ruditapes philippinarum (Manila clam), 6681 nucleotides long. Its product is annotated as von Willebrand factor A domain-containing protein 5A-like. The record is from RefSeq and is a predicted model, not a curated record. Bases 2411 to 4180 code for a protein of 589 amino acids. NCBI's taxonomy places the organism in Eukaryota, Metazoa, Mollusca, Bivalvia, Venerida, Veneridae. The transcript has 15 exons.